Macroventuria anomochaeta is the source of this 1178-nucleotide messenger RNA. RefSeq lists its product as uncharacterized. Lineage: Eukaryota; Fungi; Ascomycota; Dothideomycetes; Pleosporales; Didymellaceae. The coding region runs from base 173 to 901 and encodes 242 amino acids. The record is from RefSeq and is a predicted model, not a curated record. The transcript is spliced from 2 exons.
CUUACACUAUCUUGAACAAAAAAUAAAACCACAAAACGGAAUAGAAAGAGACAGCUGACGACAAAAAUGCGGGCGGUCUGACGACAACCAAGACAUAGACCUGACACAAGACCGAUCGAAUUAAUACAAGCUAAAGAACGAUCUUGUGGAUUCCGAACCCGAUCCGCGCUCCAUGGACCUCGGAGGAAUAGCAGAGCUUUCGAAGCACAAAAUUGAACGUGCAAAGGCUUUGGAUUGGGCGAUGAACGACAUCAAAUUCCCUGUCUACGACGACACAGACGUCAAAGUUCCUCGGUACGACAGUGACGAUGAGGAUGGAAUGUUGGUGUUCGCUCAGAGGAUGUGUUACGAUGACGGUGUUGUGAAGGUUGUCGAAGCAUCGAGCUCACACAAGGAACACGCGCAUGGCUCCGAAAGCUUUGCAUGCCAUGUUUGCUCAACGUAUCCUGAGUUUCCACAUGCGUGGAGACCUCACAAGUCUCUUACUGUUGGCCACCUCGAGAUAAAAAGCCGGCACCACGACAGCACCAAAUGCGAGGCCUCAACGGACAAGUUCGCCAACCAAGCCUUGGACGAUGUUCUGGACCUUGCUGUGGAUAUCGCAAAAACCUGCAUGAUCUGGAUCGAUCAGGAAUGUCUGUCACAGCUGACCAAGCACAGUUUCAAAGCCGACGAAGACGAGCAGGAGCUCGAUAUAAAUUCCAAGGAUAUCGUCUAUAACAGGGCGAUUGUUACGGCUGGGCUUCUGGAUGUCGAAAUUGAUACACAGGCACAGCUCGACGUUCUCGAAGCGCUGAUGUUCUUGGACAAGGCCAGGGUGCGUAGCAUGAUCGACUACGAGUUCUGCUACCUGAUUCUCGGCGUUCUGUACAGAACAAGUGUUGAAGGGUUGAGAUGUUGAUCGAUCUUACGAGCUAUUGGCUAGAAUCGAUCGAGACUAUAUAGUAGAAGGGAAUAGCAGUGAACGGUUGGGGAAGCAAACCGAGCUAACCGAAUGAGCUGGACGAUCAGUGCAGCGGACCGUUAGCAAACACUGCAACGGACCGCUAGCAAACAGAUGGCGAUCGGUGGAUAUCUUCACUCCCUCCGACAACAAGUCUUGACCGAUGGUACACUCGUGCCUGGGUCGUUCACCAGGAGGCUUAUCAGACGGUACCUUGACUGCGUCCCUUUCUUCU